Chaetomium globosum CBS 148.51 is the source of this 660-nucleotide messenger RNA. RefSeq names its product endo-beta1,4-xylanase A. Lineage: Eukaryota; Fungi; Ascomycota; Sordariomycetes; Sordariales; Chaetomiaceae. The transcript is spliced from 2 exons. The coding region runs from base 1 to 660 and encodes 219 amino acids. The record is from RefSeq and is a predicted model, not a curated record. Gene Ontology annotation, molecular function: hydrolase activity, hydrolyzing O-glycosyl compounds. Gene Ontology annotation, biological process: xylan catabolic process.
AUGGUUUCCUUCAAGGCCGUCCUUCUCGGCGCCACUGGCGCCCUCGCCUUCCCCUUCAACGGGACCCAGCUGAGCGAGCUCGCCGGUCGUGCCGGUACUCCCAGCGGCACCGGCACCCACGAGGGCUUCUACUACUCCUUCUGGACCGACAACGGCGGUACCGUCAACUACGAGAACGGCGCUGGCGGCUCCUACAGCGUUAACUGGCAAAACUGCGGCAACUUCGUUGGUGGCAAGGGCUGGAACCCCGGCGCUGCCCGCACCAUCAACUUCGAGGGCCAGUUCAGCCCGCAGGGCAACGGCUACCUGGCCAUCUACGGGUGGACCCAGAACCCGCUGAUCGAGUACUACAUCGUCGAGUCCUUCGGUGACUACGACCCGUCGUCGCAGGCCACCAAGUUCGGCACCAUCGACCAGGACGGCAGCACCUACACCAUCGCCAAGACCCAGCGUGUCAACCAGCCUUCCAUCGAGGGCACCAGCACCUUCGACCAGUUCUGGUCUGUCCGUCAGAACCACCGCUCGUCCGGCUCGGUCGACGUUGGCGCCCACUUCAACGCCUGGUCCCAGGCCGGCCUCCAGCUUGGCACCCACAACUACCAGAUCGUUGCUACCGAGGGCUACCAGAGCAGCGGCUCUUCCUCCAUCACCGUCUCGUAA